This is a messenger RNA of Porites evermanni, 692 nucleotides long. NCBI's taxonomy places the organism in Eukaryota, Metazoa, Cnidaria, Anthozoa, Scleractinia, Poritidae. The record is from the annotation of a GenBank genome assembly.
AUGGACGAACGAAGAAGAGCUCUCGUCCCUGUGACUGUUGAGAAUUCUACAGUAGACGAUUUAUUUGCUGGAGUAAGGAGUCCUGUGUUAAUUCGAAUCAAUUCUUCUUGUGAUAUCACGGUAAGUUGUUAUAUGUGUCAUUAAACUUUUUCUCGAUGAUUUGAAUUGGUUGUGUACUCGCUCGAACUGCAGCAAGAAAUGUCACACAUGACAUGUUGAUGGCGGCGAAGGAAAUGUGUGAUAUUCUUAAAUAAAACCACAAUUGCCCUCUUAUUUAAUUCAUUUUUUGUUUCUUUUAGUGUCUUGACUCAGACAAUCUUGAAGGAGAUGGCCUGGACAGAGUUCUGAUUUGGUCUUUCGAGUUAAUACCUGCUCCAGCCGCACAGUACGUGAGACCCAGCAUUGUCAACGAUUCCUCGCUCAACGAAUAUUUCCCACCAGUUGAACUUGACGAAUGCCGUUGUAACUGUUCGAGUUUGACGGUAUUCUGUUUGGUGGCAAUGGUUGCUGAAACCUCUGAAUGUUUGGCAUCUGCUGCAACCGAAGAUGACAGUCCAGUAAUGAGCGAAAAUGAGUGUUCCCCUCAAGAUGAUGACAGUGAGAAUUCUGACGAAAACACCGACUCUGAUCCAGAGGAAGUGGAGUAUUUCUCAGAAACGUUUUCAGUGAAAGGGUCAUUCUGGGCGACCAGA